Balearica regulorum gibbericeps (East African grey crowned-crane) is the source of this 3093-nucleotide messenger RNA. NCBI's taxonomy places the organism in Eukaryota, Metazoa, Chordata, Aves, Gruiformes, Gruidae. The record is from RefSeq and is a predicted model, not a curated record.
AUGAGGAAAACUGUACGCAUGUCACAAGAUGGUGCUUGUCCAGGAGACUUCACGUGCCAGAAUGUAAACUGUCCUCGUGUGAAGCUGGGGCAAGAGUUCCCCGGAGUAGCUUUCCGAGGUCACCUUCGGUCUCUUCCAAAAGUGAUGGAGAUUACAAGCUCUUCCCAUGCAAGUCAUGGCAACCAUAAAGAAAACAGUCCUUUCCUGAACAGUUCAGAAGCUGGCAAGGGAGGUGAUUACUAUGACAGAAACCUGGCCUUGUUUGAGGAAGAACUUGAUAUACGACCAAAAGUGUCAUCUCUGCUUGGCAAGUUGGUCAACUACACAAAUCUUACCCAAGGUGUUAAGGAACAUGAAGAAGCGGAAAGUACUGAUGGCUCGAAGAAGAAAGUAUCAAAAUCACCCAGCAUGGGCACCCUGAUGGGGGUGUAUUUACCAUGCAUGCAGAAUAUCUUCGGGGUUAUUCUCUUCCUUCGGCUGACUUGGAUGGUGGGAAUGGCUGGAGUUCUUCAGUCCUUCCUGAUUGUAUUACUUUGCUGCUGUUGUACUAUGCUGACAACCAUAUCAAUGAGUGCUAUUGCCACAAAUGGUGUUGUUCCAGCUGGUGGCUCCUAUUUCAUGAUAUCCAGGUCAUUAGGCCCAGAGUUUGGUGGAGCUGUAGGGCUGUGCUUUUAUUUGGGAACAACAUUUGCAGGAGCAAUGUAUAUCCUUGGUGCCAUUGAGAUUUUAUUGACAUACAUUGUGCCACAAGCAGCAAUUUUUCAUCCAUCCGGUGCCCACGAUGCAUCCAGUGCUAUGCUAAACAACAUGAGGGUGUAUGGAACUGUAUUCCUCAUCCUAAUGGCAGUGGUGGUCUUUGUAGGUGUGAAAUACGUUAACAAAUUUGCUUCCCUCUUCUUGGCCUGUGUAGUAAUAUCAAUACUGUCCAUUUAUGCUGGAGCUAUCAAGUCCAUCUUUGAUCCACCUGAGUUUCCGAUUUGCAUGUUGGGCAACAGGACUUUGUCAAGAGAUCAGUUUGAUGUUUGUGCCAAAACUGUAAUUAAAGAUAACGUUACUGUGGCCUCUGAGCUUUGGAAGCUCUUCUGCCACAGUACCAACUUAACCACCGAGAACUGUGAUGAAUAUUUCCUAAUGAAUAAUGUCUCUGAGAUAGCAGGAAUUCCAGGAAUUGCUAGUGGCAUUUUAAAAGACAACUUGUGGAGCAAUUAUUUGGAGAAAGGAGAGAUACUGGAGAAAGCACAUCACCCCUCUGUUGAUGUAGCAGGCCAGAAGAACAACCUUCAUCUGUAUGUGCUUUCAGAUAUAGCUACUUCAUUCAUGGUGCUGGUUGGCAUCUUCUUCCCUUCAGUGACCGGUAUCAUGGCUGGUUCAAACAGAUCAGGGGACCUCAAAGAUGCACAGAAAUCCAUUCCCGUUGGAACAAUUCUUGCUAUUGUUACCACAUCAUUAGUCUACUUCAGUUGUGUGUUAUUAUUUGGAGCCUGCAUAGAAGGUGUAGUUCUGAGAGAUAAGUACGGUGAUGCAGUGAACAAGAACUUAGUGGUGGGGACCCUUUCGUGGCCGUCGCCAUGGGUCAUUGUGAUAGGAUCCUUCUUCUCUACCUGCGGAGCAGGUUUACAGAGCCUUACUGGAGCCCCCCGGCUGCUGCAGGCGAUAGCAAAGGACAACAUCAUUCCUUUCCUCUGGGUUUUUGGUCAUGGAAAAGCAAAUGGUGAACCAACGUGGGCUCUUCUCUUAACAGCAUUAAUUGCUGAACUGGGAAUCCUUAUUGCUUCACUUGACAUGGUGGCUCCAAUUCUCUCAAUGUUUUUCUUAAUGUGUUACCUCUUCGUUAAUCUGGCAUGUGCAGUACAGACGCUUCUUAGAACCCCAAACUGGCGGCCCCGAUUUAAAUACUAUCACUGGGCACUCUCAUUUUUAGGCAUGAGUAUUUGCCUGGCACUGAUGUUCAUUUCAUCUUGGUAUUAUGCUUUGGUAGCUAUGCUUAUUGCAGGCAUGAUUUACAAGUACAUCGAAUACCAAGGUGCGGAGAAGGAAUGGGGUGAUGGUAUCCGGGGUCUGUCACUCAGCGCAGCAAGAUACGCCUUACUCAGACUGGAGGAGGGCCCUCCGCACACAAAGAACUGGAGGCCUCAGUUGCUAGUGCUUCUGAAACUUGAUGAAGAUUUGCAUGUAAAAUACCCUAGAUUGUUAACAUUUGCAUCUCAGUUGAAAGCUGGCAAAGGUUUGACUAUCAUAGGAUCAGUGAUCCAAGGGAAUUUCUUGGAAACUUAUGGAGAAGCCCAGGCUGCUGAACAGACUAUUAAGAAUAUGAUGGACAUUGAGAAGGUGAAAGGAUUUUGUCAAGUAGUUGUGGCCAAUAAAGUUCGAGAAGGAAUUGCCCACUUGAUCCAGUCCUGUGGACUAGGCGGCAUGAAACAUAACACUGUGGUUUUGGGGUGGCCAUAUGGCUGGAGACAAAGUGAAGAUCCAAGGUCAUGGAAGACGUUUAUAGGUACUGUUCGCUGCACAACUGCAGCCCAUCUGGCUCUGCUGGUUCCCAAAAAUGUGUCUUUCUACCCCAGCAACCAUGAGCGUUACAAUGAAGGCAACAUUGACGUGUGGUGGAUUGUGCAUGACGGAGGCAUGUUGAUGUUGCUUCCUUUUCUUCUCAAACAGCACAAAGUUUGGAGAAAAUGCAAGAUGAGAAUUUUUACUGUUGCUCAGAUGGAUGAUAACAGCAUCCAGAUGAAGAAGGAUUUGGCUACUUUCCUCUAUCAACUCCGAAUAGAGGCAGAGGUAGAAGUAGUAGAAAUGCACAAUAGUGAUAUCUCAGCAUAUACUUAUGAGAGAACUCUUAUGAUGGAGCAGAGAUCUCAGAUGCUGAGGCAAAUGAGGCUGACAAAAACAGAGAGGGAAAGGGAGGCUCAGCUGGUAAAGGACAGACAUUCAAUAGCACGUUUGGAGAGCCUCUACUCUGAUGAAGAAGAUGAGGGGGACCCGGUUCCUGAGAACAUCCAGAUGACCUGGACAAAAGAGAAAUGUGAUGCUGAGAAGCGGAACCGAGGCAGUGCUGUGGGAAGCUUCAGAGAUCUCAUCAGCAUUAAGCCGUGA